GCCCCCUCGUCGCAGCCCUCCUGCCUCCAGGUGUUCUUUCCGCGGCCUCCUGCAGGGGCUGCUGCUCCCCUCCCGUUUCUUCUCUUCCUCUCCGCCGCCGGGAAGCAACGGAGCUCCUCCCAGUCCCAGGUGAAGGUCUCUCCCUGCUGACCCCCGCGGAGCAGAGCAACACGGACGCACGCGCGCCUGCCCUCCCCUCUCCCCUCCUCCAGGUGUGAAUCCCGCACCGCGGAAAGUGAAAGUGCGGCGGGCCGGGGGAGGAAGAAGGAACCCGGGGCCCGCUGCAGCCUGGGGGGCUGGGAGCUGAGCGGCAGUGCUGAUGGCGGUGGAGGGGAUCGCCCGGUUUUUCCGAAACAGCCUACGUCGGAGAUCGGUCCGGAGAGAUGAACCCCAGGAUAUUCCUCCUACAGAAAGCAAAAUUGAUGCUGGUAGGAGGCCAGGAGACAGAUCCAGCUUUCCUUCUUCUGCAGGACACCUGUUUUUUGAGUAUUUAGUUGUGGUCUCACUUAAAAAGAACUCUGGGGGGAACUAUGAGCCCAAGAUUACUUACCAGUUUCCCAAGCGUGAAAACUUGUUGAGGGGACAGCGUGAAGAGGAAGAGAGAUUGCUGCAGGCCAUCCCGCUUUUCUGCUUCCCUGAUGGCAAUGAAUGGGCACCGCUCACAGAGUAUACCAGUGAAACAUUCUCUUUUGUCCUCACCAAUGUGGAUGGGAGUAGAAAGAUUGGCUACUGCAGGCGACUAUUGCCCACUGGACGAGGAGCUCGUCUCCCAGAGGUUUACUGUAUUAUAAGCUGCCUGGGUUGCUUCGGCCUGUUCUCAAAGAUUUUGGACGAGGUGGAGAAAAGGCGGCAGAUCUCUGCAGCGGUCAUCUAUCCCUUUAUGCAGGGUCUGCGGGAAUCGUCCUUUCCAGCACCUGGGAAAACAGUCACCAUUAAGAGCUUCAUCCCUGACUCGGGGACAGAGCUCCUAGAGCUAACCCGGCCCUUGGAUUCUCGACUGGAACAUGUGGAAUUUCGGGCACUUCUACAGUGCCUCAGUCCUGAUAAGAUCCUCCAGAUAUUUGCUUCUACAGCUCUGGAGCGACGGAUAGUCUUUCUGGCAGAAGACCUCAGCUCCCUCUCCAAGUGUAUCCAUGCAGCAGCUGCUCUUCUUUAUCCCUUUACAUGGGCCCAUACAUACAUCCCAGUGGUUCCGGAGCAGCUCUUGAGCACUGUCUGUUGCCCCACGCCUUUCAUGGUUGGCAUCCAAAAGCGCUACCUGGAAGAGGUCCUGGAUCAACCCAUGGAAGAGGUGCUACUUGUGGAUCUGUGUGAAGGCAAGUUCUUGAAAUUGGUUGGUGAUGAAGACGAGAUCUUGCCUGGCAAGCUACAGAGUGAGAUGCUGGCCUCUCUUCCAACAGUGAGCAACAACAUAAUGACCUCUGAGGAAUUCAAUGUACGCGUUUCAGAGACUUUUGUGCAGUUCUUUGUCAAAACCAUUGGCCACUACCCAGCGCACAUCAAAUGGAACAGAAGUGGUCAGGGCAGCUUCCAGGAGAAGUCGUUCUGCAAAGCCCCCACCUCCAAGACCUGCCGCAGGUUUCUGAAGAGAUUUGUGAAGACACAGAUGUUCUCAUUAUUUAUUCAGGAAGCAGAAAGGAGCAGAAAGUGUGUAGAAGGGUAUUUUCAACAAAAAUUAAAUGAAUAUCAAGAACAAAAGAAGCUAAGACGGCUGUCCUGAAUCCGCGUUCUACAUAGGAGGCACGCUGGCCAGAUAGGCAGGUCUGUACCUACAGCCAGCACCUGUUCAGCCCAAGACAACAGCUGCCAAGGAACAGAAGCACCACCUUGGCUUCACCAGUUUGGUGGGAUCAUGGUAUUGUCUCACCUUCCUCUGUAGACCAUGAAAGGCCAGGGUGGCUUCAGGUGCCAGUUCCUCCAUCCCCCCCCCCCUUUAUGACUUGCACUACAAGCUGCUUUUAUAUAGUUAAAGUUUGGCUGUGAUUCGUAGGCCAACUGACAGAAAGACAAAGCUGCAGCUCUUUAACAAAAUGGCAGCAUAAAAUUAAUGAGCCGAGUGAUCAUCCUGAUCAAAAUAGGACUCAAGAUAGUUCUAGAAAUAAAAUGACAUGGUGGAAAUGUGGGGUAGUAAACAAUGAUAAAGAAUGUAGAGAAAUUGGUAAGACUAAUUAUGUUUCUAGGAAACAAUUUUAUUGGCAUUAAAAUGGUUUCCAUUUCAAAGGCUUCCUUAUUGAAUGUCUUUCUGGUAAGUCCCCAUUGCUGAGGCAUUGAUGUUGCCCUUAUUUCUGUUCUCUAAAGAUGUAAUUCUAUAUCCAACCAAGUAAUAAUGGCUCCACUAAUUUCUCAAAAGAUUUCUCUGUAGGAAAUUAGUAGUCCAGACA
Molecule: messenger RNA, 2381 nt
Organism: Gekko japonicus
Lineage: Eukaryota; Metazoa; Chordata; Lepidosauria; Squamata; Gekkonidae
Gene: DENND2D
Product: DENN/MADD domain containing 2D
Exons: 12
Coding region: 320-1720 (466 amino acids)
Cellular component (GO): cytosol; nucleoplasm
Source: RefSeq, a predicted model, not a curated record